This is a messenger RNA of Bombina bombina (fire-bellied toad), 5340 nucleotides long. RefSeq names its product probable hydrolase PNKD. Lineage: Eukaryota; Metazoa; Chordata; Amphibia; Anura; Bombinatoridae. Gene Ontology annotation, cellular component: mitochondrion. The record is from RefSeq and is a predicted model, not a curated record. Gene Ontology annotation, molecular function: hydroxyacylglutathione hydrolase activity.
CCUGGAUUUAUGCUGUAGCGUUGCUUAUGCUGCUUCUAGCCGCCGUGGCUCUAUUCUGUUGUUGCGGGAUUUUAUUUUUUCUUCGCCGCCCAUCAACCUCACGCUUACCGAGGACAAUCAUGGCUCGGACAGAGAAACCGUUCUUCAGGAUCGCGUACAGCCUCUACACCAGGACACGGUUGGGCUACAUGUUCUAUAAACGGCAGCUAAAGAAAGCACGAGAACGGUAUCCGAACGGUCACUCAUCAGCACAGUCCAUUGUUUUCAGUGGGGUUAAGGUGGUGCCCAUUCCUGUGCUAUCAGAUAAUUACAGUUACCUGGUCAUUGACACUACAUCACGUCAAGGUGUGGCUGUGGACCCAUCUGACCCAGUGGCCGUUCAGGCCUGCUUGGAGAGGGAAGGGGUGACGCUUGAAGCGAUCCUUUGCACUCACAAACACUGGGACCACAGUGGAGGCAAUAAAGCUUUAAAAAGGUUGUACAAGUCUUGCCGUGUGUAUGGAAGCUCCUACGACGACAUUCCAGAAUUAACACACCCUCUGUCAGACAGGGAUCAGCUAGCAGUUGGCAGGUUGCAGUUCCAGGCGUUCUUCACCCCAGGACACACAAUCGGUCACAUGAUUUACUUAUUGGAUGGAAAAUCUGGUGAUGGACCCGACUGCCUCUUCUCUGGAGAUCUCCUUUUUCUUGCUGGGUGUGGUAGAAUGUUUGAAGGAUCAGCAGAAACCAUGCUUGCUUCACUGGACACUGUAGCCUCUCUAAGUGACAACACAUUGCUCUGGCCAGGCCACGAGUAUGCGGCAGACAACCUGACGUUUGCAGCUGCAGUGGAGCCUGAAAAUAAUGUUCGAGACAGGAAGCUGCAGUGGGUUUUACAACACAGACUUGCAAAGAAAUGCACGUGUCCAUCCACUCUUGGAGAAGAAAAAGAAUAUAACCCAUUCCUAAGGACACAUUGCCCAGACCUGCACCUGGUACUGGACCUCCAGAAAGCAGAUGAGGAAGAAUGGGGUCACUACCGUGCCAGAGUCCUGGAAGAAGUUCGUAGGAGGAAAGACCUCUUCAAAGGAAGAUAGUCCUCUCCAGUAUAGGAUGAGAAAAUCCACCUCAUUGACAUUAGUAUUUAUCACUCUUAUCUUUCCAACGUCCAUUUUAUUCUGAAAUCUAGACAGAGGAUGAAGAACCAUUCAUCUUUAUAGUAGCCUCUUACCAUAUUUCCAAAAUUCAUAUGCUGCUUAAAAUGUUCUGGAUUGUCCUGCAGUGGGCUUAAAAUGAGCAGUCAAGAAUAAUAUGGAUGUAUAUUGGUGAAAGCAUAACUAAAAUGCAUGCACAAAACUGAGUUUUCUUUCAACGUGUUAAUAUUAUGGAAUAUCAAGAUAGUGCUGAUGGUUUUUAUUUGGAUUUCUGUCCCUUGUUACCUAAUUUUAUAAUCCACAUAGUUGGUAUUAAAGAAACAUGGCUUUUUGAACAUCUUAUACUGAAUGGAGAUGUUAACAAGCCAAGUGACCUCUUACAGAAUAGUUGUGGAUAGGUUUAUUAAGCAAAUCAUUUCUAAACCAACAGCAAAAAGCAUUUGAUUCAGUAGUUAAUAUAUGGAAUGCCGCUGAAUAUUUAUUUUACUACUUUCAAAAGUUUUUAUGACAGUUUUGGAAAAACUGUGUGGCUAUGGUUUGUGAAUUAUUUUAAAAGAAACAUUCAUUAGAGAUGAAUCUGAAUAUACAGUUUACUAAAGUUUUUUUUUUUUUUUUGUACAGUUGUCUAAGUAUUUUAAAUCUCAGAGGGUGUUCUGUAUACUUUUAGCUGGAUCGGAGUCAAGUAAAUAGGCCUAUCAUAGUAUUGCGUGAUAGAAAAAUAAAAAAAUAUAUUUUAUGAGCAUGGGGGGAAAAAAAAUUGCUUCCAAAUUUGAAUCUCCAGAGUUCUGAAAAACACAUCAGCUUGAACCUUGAUUUACUGCAGAUGUCCGGAUAUGGGUCCAUAUUUGUGUGUGUGUGUAUAUACUUAUAUGUGUGUGUGAGCAAAAUAAAUAAAAAUUGAUUAUAUAGUUUGUAUAUGUGUAUAGCAAGUGUACAAUGUGUUACUUUGGUACUGGAGUUACUGUACACUCUAUAGUAGUAAGACUGACAAAUUACAUUGCAAUCACCUACAUUUUAAGACAUUGGCAAGUUUCCUUUAGUGCAAGAAGCAUUUGCCAUUAUUUGGACCAUAGCACUAGAUCUGAAUUGAGUACAUUUUUUAGAGAAGACAUUGCAUCCAUGCACACCAGUAUGGGUAUAUACAGUGGCACAAUGAGCUGUAUUCAAGUCUUCCCCUUGUCAAGAUAUCUUGUGCAAUAAGGCUUAGCUUGCAAACAUCUGUUCACAUGUUGCUAGUAGUUUAUAUGUAGUAUAUAUAAGUAGUCUUGAGCAAAUCAGCAUGCGGAUAUAGAGGGAGUGAGUUCUGCUUUUGGGUUAGGAAACAAUUACUGACCACAAGGACGGCCUGUACAGGACAGUCUAUUUAAAGUUUUUUGCAACCAUCUUAUAAAUGUAUACUGCUUAUUUCUAAUGUUGCAUAAAUGGCUUUUUUAGCAGAAGUUGCAGAGAUAAAAAAAUAUAAAUCCAAUCAAUUAAAAAGACAGGUUCUAAUCCGUUAGAGCAUGUAUUUUUAAAACUAUUGACCCUAGACUACUAUGUGUUUAACCCCCACAAAGGGAUACACACAGUUGAAAUACCGCUCAGACUCAGAGAGCUUUGCUGGUCCCAGGGGGAAAUGCAGCUGAUCCAAUCAGCAGCACUAGUCGCACUACUCAGAUGUGGAACCAUCAAUGCUGAUUGGAUCAGCUGCAUUUUAUGUUCUGAACCAGCAGUGCUUUCACCUGUGUGUUUAACCCCUUUGCAGUGGUUAAACACACAGUAGUACAGGGUCAAUAGUCUUUAAAUUGCAUGCUUUAACAGAUUAGAGCAUGUCAUUUUUUUUACUGAAAAGGCCGUUUAAUUGAUGUAACAUUUUAUUUAUUAUAUUACACACCACAACGGGUAAGUAGGUACAUGUACGGGACUCUUAAACCCUCUAUAAACUGGAGCAGCACGUAGAUACUAUUCUGAAUAUAGAUAAGACACUAAUUAGCAUUCAAUAUCUUAACUAUUUCCUAAUUAUUCUGGGAAUAACAUUGUGAUAGUAAUUUUUUUAUUACACUGAUAUGCAGUGGAAUUUGUGUGUCACAAAGUACUUAAUAGGACAUAAUAGGAAAACCCUUCUCUAGCUGCAAGAUUAAAAAAGAUACACCAAGCGAAUGAAAGUGUAUUCUGUCACAAUACUCAUCCAUACAGGUCAUGUCAUCUGCAUAGUUUGCUGGCUGUUCCAAAAGAAAUUCAGCUAAUCCAUGGGGCCAAUAGUUGUGUAUGGACAGAUAUUUGAUUUACAGAAUAACUUCAGGUGAAAAUUAUAUGAAAUUAUAUAUUUGUGUGAAACUAAUUUUGUACUGUUCGUAUUGUUGCAUAUGCAAAUGUGUAGGUUUGUGUAAACUUCUUGUGUAGGGGAAAAAAAAACUAUAAAUGUUUGUGAAAACCAUAUGAAAGUUUAGAAUUGGUCACUUAUCUUUAUUUUUUUUAGGAACAACAAUAUUGUAUGUAUGCAUAAAGGAAAUAUUUGAAACUGCACUUUUAUGCUACAGUUAUCGAUAACUGUUUCGUGGGGGUUCUAAUUAUCAGUGCUAUAAAAUACAUGUAGAUCAUUUUUGUGUCACUAUUUUGGCUCUUUAUUGCAUAUAAUGGAGUUCCCCAUCAAGUACUUUUGUUGUGUGUUUUGGCACACGUUUGUGUGGGGAAGACACUGAUACUGUUGUGAUUUUCAGACUACAUGGCCUGCAACAAAAAGUAUCUGGGGAAGUGUUAGACAUGACUACAUACACAUGUAAUUUGUAUUUCAGCUGUAACGCUUGAGUUUGAAUAGAGGAUUUCUGUAUUUAAUGCAUUUCUUAUGUGUAUUAGCCAAUAUGCUAAAUUUUGAUUAGUACUGUAAUUAAAAAAUGAUUAGUGGUUGCUAAAGGGUUAAACACUCAAGUAAAAGCAGGUACUGUAUAUGAUCUGCUCCCGCGCUCACACAAGGACACAGGCACAGAGAGUGUCUGCAAAACCGCCCACUGCUACUGCUGGCUAAUCAGUCUGGGUGCCUUUUCAAGGGGCAAAAUGUGAGAAGACCUCUUUAGUAGGAGGCAGGUUGCCUAAAUAUAUUCUGUCCAAAAGAAAUUGCGCUGUUUAUUUUUACUAUGAUGGAGCUUUAGCUUCAGUUUCAGAAACUUUUGUUUAAAGUACAGAAUCAUAUGUUUUUAUGUGCAUUUAUUAAGACCAAGAAAACAGCAACUUAAUAGAAACGAUCCACAAUGAAUGGCAUAGGAGAUUUAAUCAAGUAAUGAAUAAUGGGAAAUUAGUUUGUCUUUUAUGGUUCACAAGGUCUUAAAGGGACAUAAAGCCUAGCAUUUAACAUGUUUGUUUAUGGAGAUAAAAAAUAAACUGCAGUGCAUUUUGCCUGUUUUACCUGUAAUUUAAAUUUGAAAAGAAUGCUGGGGUGUAUUCUGCGGAUUUCAGAACACUGACUCACCCACCCUCUGCACAGCAAUUACUUGAUAUAUGGAAAACCUUUUUUAUAUAUGUCCCUAAAUAGCAACAGAGAUUGAGAUAAUAUAAAUGCCACUCUAAAUGCUUCUUGAGUCCAUGGAAAGAAAAUUAGUUUUAAAUGUUUUUUCAGGGCAGUGCUUAGUUUCUGCUGCAUAUGUACAAAUGGCUUUAAUGUCCCUUUAACCUAUAUGCCCUUAAAUGUGGACACAGUAACAUCAAUGCACUGCUUUUCCUAAAUCACAGGCUUCUUAUCUACAAGAAAAUCAAGUGUGUGUGUGUUUUUCUGGGAAGCAUUACAACCAUGUUAUUUAUUAAUGCUAGACAAUGCAUAUUGAUGGGUAACCACGUUUUAGAAACAAACCCGUUUCACAAUGAUUUGAGCUAGGUUUAGAAACUUGAUUACAAAGCACAUCAUCACACACAGGCAAGUAUGGUCAUGCAGCCACUAGUCACUCAGUGCCAAUCGUAUAGGGAAAAAUAGUGCUAAGCAAAAUCAGACAAACCAGGUGAAAAGCUGGGCGUUCUAGAAUCUGCCAGUAUUAAUAGGAACUGCAAAUGUAUUGCAUAUAGUGCUUAAUAACGUAAUAGUUCAUGCAUCAGAACACUUCAGCUCUGGUGUUUUAAGGACGUGUAAGCAAGACAAUGUUUCAUCUAAAAGAGAAUAUUUUAAAACUUUAUAGUUUGUAUUUGUUUGAAAAAUGGAUGUUCCUAUCGUUACAUUAAUAAAAUAUUUUUUGCACUCGCA